AUGGUCUCAGUUGAUUAUGCAGGUCCUGUUUUCAUCAAAGCCGGAUCCAAACGAAGACCAAUUUAUCAGAAGGCGUACAUUGCUAUAUUUGUCUGCUUGCAAACCAAAUCCUGCCAUAUAGAAGUAGUAUCUGAUUUACCAGCUGAAGCAUUCGUCGCAGCACUACGUCGAUUCGUGGCGAGACGAGGAAAACUACGUCAAAUUUGGAGUGACAAUGCAACAUGUUUUACUCGAGCAAAUAAAGAUCUCAAGGAUUUUUAUGACUGCUUAAAGGAAGCAGAGACACAAGCGACUAUUGCCAAUUUUUGUUCUACACAAGGCAUACAGUGGAAUUUCAGCCUUCCUACAGGCCCUCAUCAUGGCUCAGUAUGGGAAAACGGUGUCAAGGCAUGCAAGUAUCAUCUCAAGAGGAUUGUCGGUGAAACCAAACUGAACUUUGAAGAACUAACUACGUGUCUAUGCCAAAUCGAAGAACUCUAG
Paramuricea clavata is the source of this 480-nucleotide messenger RNA. NCBI's taxonomy places the organism in Eukaryota, Metazoa, Cnidaria, Anthozoa, Malacalcyonacea, Plexauridae. The record is from the annotation of a GenBank genome assembly.